UGCCAGGGACUUCCUUCCCAGCUCGCCACGGGGCACAACGUGCAGCCAGCCGCUGCCUACCCUUCCUUACAGCCCUUCUCCUGCUCAGCGCAGCUUCCCGCCCAAGCUGUGGCGGAAGGGGCUCUCGCAAGGCAUUCUGGGAAUGGUAGUUCGAAGCCUCAGAAUGGGCGCGUUCACCCCGGUGCUGCUGUUGCGGGAGCAGACGCCAUCUUGGGAGUGAAGAGCUGAACGGGCGCCCCUCCCCCCCACUGCCAGGGACUGCGCUGCUGCGAGCCGACGGCCGGGCCGCGAAAAGCUGUUGGUGUCUCUGCCCAGAGAUGCUUCAUGCUGAAUGUAAAGUAAGGCCUUUGGAAUGUCAAGAUGAAAUGGCAGUUCAACCAUGUUAUAAAAAAAUGAAAUCAGCAGGAGAAGCUCAUGAUAAAUCCUGUGCUGGUAGUUUCCAGGAAUCUCAUGUGAAAACAGACACUGAGAAAACAAACAAUCAACAGACACCUUUAUGCAUCUCUGAUGACCAAGGAAAACAGGAAUUGGAGCAGAAAGAGAAUGAAAGUACAGAUAUCUUGGAAACAUCCAGUGAAGAACAUGCUGGUAAUAGGCCAGGGAUUUUUGAGUCUACUCAUUCAAAGAUCAUUCAGAGUGUAAAUCUUCCCGUAAAAGACAGUGAGAUUACAGAAAAUAUAUGCCCUUUCAUUUCUGAAAAAAUUGAUGAAGCUAAUAAAGAAACUAGCAAUAAAUCAUUCACAAUAAAUGGAGGUGAGGUGGAGAAUGAAGAAUAUAGUACAAGCAAAACAUUUAUUGGUCCCAUUUAUAGACCAAUGGAGGAGAACAAACAGAAUGAAACUAUGAAUUUCACUAAAUUUAGUACAAUCAGAGAGAAACAAAAGGCUGUACUUGACAGCAGAAUUAACAAAAAGAAAGCAAAGAAAAUACAGACACUCUCUUGUGAUAUAUCAGAAAUAGAUGAUGAAUUGUGCCAAUUUUAUAAAGAAAUUCAACAGCUUGAAAGCGAUAAAGAUGAGUUAGAAGGUAACUCACAGGACAAAGAAACUGAUUCGUCUCAGGAACAAUUUAUAUCAUGUAAUAGAUACAGUCAGACAUCUCAUGAGGAUGAACAAGAUACCUGGUACAGUAGAACACAAUUAUAUUCUGAUACUGGACAAUGUUUCUAUAAUGUAUCAAGUGGCCAGAAAACAGACAGGGAAUCCAAAUGUUUUGACGAUGAAACAAAUGGCCAGAGAACUGAGAAUCAUUUUAAUUGGCAAGAAGAUUCUAAAUUUUGGAACCAGUCGGUUCCUCAAUUUAGGCCUGAAUGGCAGCCAACACAAUCUUUCAUAAUACCUCAGGGUCCUCUUCCUCCCAGGUUCCACCUUCAUUUAGAUGUUCAAACUCUUAAUUCCCCAUCACAUCAGCCAAAUACUCUCCAUCCUCAGAACGAUGAAUCUCUUCACAAGAAUUAUGCAGGUUACCAUGGAAAUAGUGGCAGUACUAAUAGGAGCUGUCCAUCGUUGGAACAAAAUAAUAGUUCUGCUGCUCAUAUUGGCAUCCAUAGUGUGCAAGUCUCUAGAAAUGGAUAUAGCAAUGAAGAUGGAUGCAUGAAUAAUGGUUUCUGUGAAACCGGAAAAGAAUGUUGGAAAAAUCCUAGAAGUUACCAGAUAGAGGGAGGACAUCAUUUUUAUUUACAGCAAUUUUCAGAAGAUAAGUUAUGUAGGUCACAGAAAUUACUUCUGAUUUUAAGAGGUUUGCCUGGCUCAGGGAAAACAACAUUGUCUCGUAUUUUACUUGGUCAAAAUCAUGAUGGCGUGGUGUUCAGCACUGAUGAUUAUUUUCGACAGCAAGAUGGAUAUACAUACAAUGUUGCUCAGCUUGGUGAUGCUCAUGACUGGAACCAGAAGAGAGCAAAGCAAGCAAUGGACCAGGGAAGAACUCCAGUUAUAAUAGACAACACUAAUACUCAAGCCUGGGAAAUGAAGCCAUAUGUGGAAAUGGCACUAGGGAAAGGCUACAGAGUGGAAUUUCAUGAGCCAGACACAUGGUGGAAGUUUGAUCCUGCGGAGUUAGAAAAGAGGAAUAAACAUGGGGUCCCUCGUGAGAAGAUUGCUCAGAUGUUGGAACGAUAUGAAUAUCAAAUGUCCAUCUCUGUUGUAAUGAAUUCAGUGGAACCUCCUCACAAAAACAUGCAAAGGCCACCUCCACAGCGAAGACAGAGUUGUCCAAUGGGAACAGACAUUAAGAAGAAACCUGGGCACAGACUGAGCAAAGCUAAACAGAAGAAAAAGCGAAAAAGAAACAGAAAAAUGAAGCACGAUCAUGUUAAAAUCACACAGAAAAAAUCAGAUAGAGCCCCUUGUCAUCUAAUUGCAGAUGAUCAGGAAACAUCAGAGAGUGAAGAGGAAGAUUCAGAAGAAGAAAGCAGAACAUCAGUAUUUACAUUUAAUGGAGAUGUGGGAGAUCUGGUGAAAGGUUGUGAUGAUUAUUCCAAUGGUGACACUAAUGAAAGCCUAAAGUCUACAAAGCAUCAAACAGAAAGUUUACCUAUUACUGUGUCUUUGACGACAGUGGCAUUAGCUAGUCCAAUGAAAAGUGACUUGCUUGCAGAAGAUGGUGGUCCAUUUCUAAUAAAUAUGACAUCUGCUCCUAAUAAAAACUUAAUUAAACACACACUUGAUAAUCAGGUGGGUGAUCAUAACCAAAAUAAAAACCUUAUGGAAAAUGAGAGCAAUUCCGUAGAUACAAAUGUUGAUUUUUCUGUUGUAAAGACAGAAUGCAACGGUAUAGAAAAUAGUGGUGUGAUGUUAAACAAUCAGAAUGAACUUACAGCUGAUCAAAUUACAUGCGAACCUGUCCUAGAGAAUAAAUUGUUAAAUGUAAGUAAUAGAAAAAAAGAAACCCUGGCUCUCCAGCAUGAUUUUAAAACAUCUGAAAAUUGUGUUGUCGUCACUGAUAAAACCAAAGAAGAAACACUGACAUCAAAAAUGAAUGAGAAAAAUCCUUGGGCCUUUUUUUCAAUUGAUUUAACUGAUAUACAACUGCAGCUUGGCUCUGAUAGGCUUGGUUCUUGUUCUUGGCCUGAGGGUGCCCAUAAGUUCAUAUGUGAGCAAAGACCAAAAAGAGUGAGGAGGCCCAAACAGACUUAUCCUGACAGCACAAUAGAACAAAUUCAUGAAUCUAAUGAAGAAUUAGAAAAAGAACCCAAUCUACAAACAUUAAAUGAAGAGAGUGGCAGUGUAACACAUGGUGAUCUACAGUCGUUAUUGAUUGACAAAGGACAUAAUAUUUCAUUUAUAGAGUCAGGUGUUACUGUCUCAAACUGCUUAACUGAAGUAAAUGUUCCAAACAAUGUAGAUACAUCAGUUCCAUCAAAGAAAAAAGGAAGAUGCAAAAGGAUUUUCAACUUGGCACCAAACUUUCAUAUACCAAGGCAGAUUGCAAUUAGUACAAAGGAGAAAAGGAAGGAUGUUCUAUUAAUGGACAAUCACCUAUCAGAAAAUGUUUUUGAAACAGAACAAGAGAGAAUUUCAAAUAAUGAUAAUAGAAAGAAGAAUGAGCAAAACCUUGAAUUUCAAGAACAUUGGGCACCUUGUAAUAAUGGUAUGACAGAUUCUUCUUUGUGUCUUUCAAAGAAAGCUGUUUCUUCUCCAGCUCAGAAGUUUCCCUCUAAUUUUUGUAAAGUUUCUUCAACAAGUAAGGAACAAAUUAUAACUUCUAAACAAGAAAAAAUACAUGAUAAAAAAAAGGGUGAGAGAGAACAGUUCUCUUCAGACCUUGCAAAUAGUCAACCAGAUAUUUUGUGUUCUGUUAAAGUAACAUCUGAAUGUCCUACAGACUUUAAUGAAUUUGAAAGCUAUGGUGAAAAUAUGCACAAAGCAGAUGAAAGUGAGUCAUCACAAUCCUCACAAAUUGAAGACAAUGAAGAUCCUUUAAAUACUAAAUCCAAUUUUCUGGGUCUUCCCUUAUCAUUGGGAUUUGCAUUUCAACUUGUAGAGCUUUUUGGCUCUCCUGGAUUUCCACUGGAGUCUUUAUUGCCAAAUGAUUUCAUAGUUCCUCUUGAUUGGAAAACAUCAAAGAAGAUCCAUUUAUUGUGGAAGACAUCUGUGGAGAUUGAGCCCAUAACUGGAAGAGAUGGAAGAGGCAGUGUGAAGAGAUGGCAUCCUGGGAUUCUGGGAAGCAGGGAGUUUGGUUCAUGGAGCGCUGGGAGCCAGAGUCACAGGAGAACCUGCCAUCCCAUGUCUCACCCCUCCCUUCCCACAGGGUCACUACUGGAGAGACUGGAGGAGGCUGUGAAUUUGUGUUAGCAUCUAUGCCCAUUCUGCACACACAUCUCCCCCUUCUCCCUGUCAUUCUGCUUAGUUCAUGUGUUGAAAGAAUAUUUUUUGUUGGUAUAUCCAUAUUUUAUGUAAAUUAAUAUAAACAGCAAAGGGAGAGGCAUUAUACAGAUCCUGUCCUACAUGCACUGUGUACAGGAGAGAUCUAAUGUAUAACAGGGUUGAGGGUAUGUAUAGAUGGAGAAAGCAGCAGAAAAACAAAUGAACCAGUCAACAAAAAUAAAACCUCUCUCUAUUGUUCAGAGUUGUUUUUACCCCUCAGAUAUUGUCCUCCACUUUCAUUUUCCUCCUGUUCUACCACUGUGCACCAGACUUCACCCCUGGGUAUUUGCAGUUCCUUACCCAUCACUUCUAGUGUAAAUGUUCACAGUAUGUGCUGAAUGGCUUCCUGGGACUUAGCUUACUUUGGUCAGAAACUUUGCGGGUGCUUUGGUCUGCAGCAUCGGUGCCACAGGUGUUUCCCGCACUGAAGCUCACUCUAUCAGGUUGAGCUUUAGCCUGCACCCCCAAGUUGGCAGCCAGCCUUCGGAGAAGGUCCUGGUGAGUCCUGGUGUCCACAGUGUGCAGAGUGGGAGUGGGGUCUGCCAGGCCUGGUACCUUACUUUGGACCAGUGGGUUCUGCACUUGGUAGAAGGUGGAUAUGCCAUCCCUUUCCUUUCACUGCCCCACUCCCCUUCCCUGUCCCUCUUCAGGGACCCCUCUCAUGAGCAUCUGUUAAGGCAAAAAGUGUCUUUGCUACUGCAGUGGGGAGCAGUCGAACCUUUUCCAGAGGAGUUAAAGGAGAAAGGGUUCUUUUCUCGGCAUUUCCUAAUCCCAAAGUCCAAAUGAGGACUAAAUCCCAUCUUGAACUUAACAGACCUGAAUUCAUUCAUAAAGAAGGUAAAGUUCAGGAUGGUUACCCUAGCAUCCAUUAUCUCUUCUAUACAAAAGAAGACUGCUAUGCUGCCCUCAAUCUGAAGGACACGUAUGUCUACAUCUCAGUGAUACCAGCACACAGGAGGUUCCUGAGGUUCACAUUAGUACAGUUAGUGGUCCUACUGUUUGGUCUCUUGAUGGUACUAAAAGUUUUCAACAAAUGUAUGGCAGCACUGGCAGCCUUUUUAAGGAGACACAAGGUUCAGGUAUUCCCCUGCCUGGAUGAUUGGUUGAUAAGGGGCUUGUCCAGGGAGCAAGUAUACAUAGCCUUAACCAGGGCUUUGUUUCGCAGGCUGGACCUCCUCAUAAACGAGGAGAAAUCCACACUCAACCCCACAUAGAUAAUAGACUUUGUAUAGGUCCACUUGGAUUCCACUGUGGCAAAGGCGUCUCACCCAACAGCCAGAUUCAUGACCAUGCAUGCUAUAAUCAAAGGCCUCCAAAUGUCACCCCUUAUGACAGCAAGAACAUGUAUGAAGUUGCUGGGGCACAUGGCGGCCUGUACCUGUGUGGUACCACUGUGCCAAACUGAGGCUUCGGCCUCUACAGAGAUGGUUGUUGAGAGUACACAACCUGGCGCAUGUCCUGAUGGAUGCAGUGGUCAUGGUUCCAGUGGACAUUCUUUGUUGGACUGGAGGCUGGAGGAGUGGACAGUCUGCAAGGGGGUCCCAUUUGUCCAGCGAGCCCAUCAGUGUAACUGGUCAUGGACUUAUCAGACGCUGGCUGGGGGGCCCAUCUGUCAAAUCUCAGGAGUCAAGGUAUGUGGUCCCCUAGGAAGAGUCCCCUGCACAUAAAUGUCAAGGAGCUUAGGGUGGUCAGGGUAGCGUGUCAAGCGUUCCUUCCGCAAUUGUAACACAGGGUGGUCUCGGUGUUAACAGUCCAUGUAUUAUAUCAACAAACAGGGUGGAGCUCGCUCCUCUCCCCUGUGCAAAGAAGCCCAUCUGUGGAACCUGUGCAUUGUCCAGGGAAUUCACCUCAAGGCGGCUUACCUUCCCGGGACCGGAAUGUCUUAGCAGACAGAUUCAGCAGGUCCUUCAGGGCCCACAAAUGCUCCAUCAGACUGGGCAUUCUGUCAGAGGUCUUCCAGAAGUGGGGUUAUCCCCAUCUGGACCUGUUCGCCACCUGGGAAAACAGCAAGUGCCAGAAUUACUGUUCGGACCUAGGUCAGGAGGUGGGAUUCCAAGGGGACACUCUUCAGAUGCAGUGGCCCCAGAAGUUCCUAUAAGCUUUCCCUCCAUUUCCACUGAUCCACAAGGUCCUUCUCAAGAUCAGGAGGUUCAGGGCUUCGAUCAUCAUGGUAGCGCUGGCGUUGCCCUGCCAGCACUGUUUCACCACUCUCCUAUAUCUAUCAGUGGAAGAACUGAUGGCACUUCCAGUAGUUCCAGAUAUGAUCACUCAGGAUCUGGGGAAGGGGGCCACCCGAACCUUUCAUCCCUCCACCUCACGGCUUAGAACCUUCAUGGUUGACUGGGCCUGAGUAGCUUUGUGCUCGGUGGCCAUGAGGAAGGUCCUCUUGGAGAGCAGGAAGCCCUUUACCUGGGCUGCAUAUGCAGCCAAGUGGAGGCACUUCUCCCUGUGGACCACGCAGUCAGGCAUAGACCUGAUGAGGGCCCCAGUCCCUCUCAUUUUAGACUAUCUCGUUUACCUCAGGUGGCAGGGCCUCUUCACUUUGUCCCUGCAGGUUCAGCUGGCAGCCAUUGUGGUGUUUCACUCAGGGGAAGGAGUCAGGACAGUAUUUGCAAACGUAAUAGUGAAGUGCUUCCUUAAGUAGAUAGACAGUAUGUACCCAUGUGCUAGCCAGUCUGUACUUCCAUGGGAUCUUAACUUAGUCCUCACAAGACUUCUGAGUCCCCUGUUUGAGCCCUUGGCCACCUGUUCUUUAAACCACCUAUCGUGGAAGGUGGCUUUCUUAUUAGUGAUUACUUCAGCUAGGAGGGUUAUCGGAGUUGAGAGUCUGCAUGUCAGAGCCCCCAUACACUGUUUUCUUUAGGGACAGGGUACUUCCUAACCCUACAUUCCUCCCAAAGGUGGUUUCCUACUUUCACAGGAUAUCCAAUUGCCAGUUUCUUCCUGAAACCUCAGUCUACGUCUAGAGAGCAAACAUUGUACUCUUUGGACGUCAGAAGGGCCUUAGCAUUCUACAUAUAAAGGACAAGAGAGUUUUGUAGGUCUUCACAACUCUUUAUUUCCAUAGCUGAGAGGAUGAAGGGCUUAUCUUUAUCAGCACAGUGUUUAUCCUCUUGAAUCACUUCCUUCACUAGAACCUGUUAUGAUCUUGCUAACAGGACAGCGCGCUUCCCCUUAUGACCCAUUCCACAAGGGCACAGGCUUCAUCAAUGGCAUUUAUGGUGCAAGUUCCUAUUCUCAAGAUCUGCAAAGUGGCCAUGUGGUCCUCUGUUUGUACGUUUACAAGUCAUUACACUAUUGUGCAGCAGGCCAGGGAUGAUGCAGCCUUUGGGAGGGCUGUGUUGCAGUCCCAUUGCAGAAUAAUUUCUGAUCCCAUCAUCUUGGAUACUGCUAGGGAGUCACUUAACUGGAAUGGACAUGAGCAAACACUUGAAGAGGAAAAAAUGGUUACUUACCUCAU
Pelodiscus sinensis (Chinese soft-shelled turtle) is the source of this 7824-nucleotide messenger RNA. Lineage: Eukaryota; Metazoa; Chordata; Testudines; Trionychidae. The record is from RefSeq and is a predicted model, not a curated record.